Messenger RNA from Hyaloscypha bicolor E, 2176 nucleotides. Its product is annotated as MFS general substrate transporter. The record is from RefSeq and is a predicted model, not a curated record. Gene Ontology annotation, molecular function: transmembrane transporter activity. NCBI's taxonomy places the organism in Eukaryota, Fungi, Ascomycota, Leotiomycetes, Helotiales, Hyaloscyphaceae. The coding region runs from base 1 to 2088 and encodes 695 amino acids. The transcript is spliced from 7 exons. Gene Ontology annotation, biological process: transmembrane transport.
AUGGAAGAUGACGGAUCUCAAAUCCCUUCUUCGAGACGAGCUAGUCGGAAGCUUCAAAAACAAAAGGUCCCUUACUUCUCUCAAAGUCGGAACAAAGACCUACCGGAUACGCCACAGCCCCCGCAAUACUACGAAAAGGCAACAUCUUCGCACCGAAGAACUCUUUCUGGUCACUCGUAUGGGAGUGGUCUUCGAACUGGCCUCAAAACAGUUGAGCAACGCCUUCAAAGUUAUUCAAAAGAAACGCAAUCCGCAGUUGAGUUCAUCCCGGAAAUCAAAAGGGCCACCAUCUGGGGUGCAAUUUUAUCUCUUUUUCGAAAGGUGCUGAGUCAAUAUGGCGAGAGUCAGGUGGAUAGCGUUCCGGCAGAGAAACCUGACGACAUUAUUGCAACUUACCCUCGCGGUAUGAGGUUGUUUCUGAUCCUCAUGAGCGGAGCUUUGCCAUAUGUCGUGGUCGUCUUGGAUGACACAGUUGUUGCAAUCAUAGUCCCCAGACUCAUUUCUGACUUCCACAAACCUGAGGACAUUGGGUGGUAUGCUUCGGCGUAUUUCCUUCCCUUAACAGUCUUUAUGCCACUAUAUGGCAAAUGUUAUUCCCUUUGGAGAGUGAAGUGGCUGUUCAUUUUCGCACUGGCCACUAUCAUGGUCGGAUCCAUACUAUCUGCUGCUGCACACACAACAUCCGAAUUUAUUGUUGGUCGUGUAAUAGCUGGAGCUGGUGCUGCUGGUGUUAUAACAGGGGCCAUGAGGAUCAUCGCCCUUGCAGCAGAGCGCAGAUAUCGGACAUUUCUCGAAGCUGCGGGCGCUGUCGUUAUGGGGGUAUGCACGGUAUCCGGGCCUAUCCUCGGUGGAGCUAUUGCUGAUACCAUUGGGUGGCAAUGGUCAUUCUGGAUCAAUCUCCCAAUUGCCGCCCUUUCGGUGUCGAUAAUCCUUCUCUUCUUCCCCAAAGAAUUGAGCGCUUCUUCGCUUCUGGGCCUUCCUUUCCGAGAGAAGCUUAGAAGGCUGGAUCUCAUUGGGGCGUCCCUUUUGAUAUCGGGCCUUGUUUGCUUAAGUUCCGCUUUGCAAUCAUUAUCAACAUCGACAGGCUUUAGCAUAAGUGAAGCUACUUUGGUCAUUCUUACCGCAAUACUUCUUAGCGCCUUUUUACUCCACUCAAGUUUCAUCAACUCUGAAGUCUCCCUCACGCCUCGAAGAAUUUUAUCUAUAAGAGCAAUUUGGAGUUGCUGUAUAGGACUGUUCUUCCUUUUUGCGGGUUUUAUAAAUUUUAUCUUCUUUCUCUCUAUCUUUUUCCAGUCAGUGCAAGGCCAAUCCGCUCAGGAGAGCGCUAUCAGCUUACUCCCCUACGUACUAUCUGUUAGCGUAGGAGCUGUCAUAACAGCCUUGGGUGUUUCAAAAGUCCGAUACUAUAAUCCCUUCUUCGUAUGUGGCGGAAUCCUUUUCGCUACAGGAGCCGGGUUGAUACACACCUUUGAUAUUAACACGUCCUUAAAAACACGGAUAGCCUACGAGGCGAUUUUAGGGUUAGGGGUCGGAUUUCUUAUGCUGGCAAAUGUGGCUUCUUCCCAGAUAUCAUUGGAGGAGGAAUAUCAUCCCAUUGCUCAGGGUUUGACAUUCUUUUGUUCGUUGUUAGGAUCGACCAUCUCCCUCCCGGUGUCUAGUACAAUCUUUAAUAGAAUACUAAGGCAGCAGGUGCUAUCACUUGAUAUACCAUUGCUCCUAAAGGCAUUAGUUUUAUCAGAUCCUACCAAAGUCCAAUCAGUCGUUCCGGCAGAAUAUCGACAAAUUAUACUUGAUGUCCUGGUUUACUCAAUACGGAAGGCCUUUCUUUUUGGCAUAAUCUGCUCGAUCGUUUGUGCGAUAUCAUUUUAUUUUGUGCCAUGGGCCCCCCUUCCGUCUACACCGCAGAGGCAGCAAGAAGGAUCAACAAAUAUACCAGACUCACCACCAAAGCUCCCACAGAUAUCAUUUGCACCUGAACCAGAUAUAGAAAAUUGGCGGAAAUUGCUUUCCAAUUCGGCGUGGGUAAUUUCAACGCCACGCGGUGGAACUCCGGUAUUAUUUUCCGGCUCCUCACAUGAAGGCAGCUAGAGGGUAGUCUCAUGGUCUGGGCAUACUGUGAAGGAAUAUAAUUAAUUGUACAAUUAGAAAACAAUUGAAGGAGGUAGCUACUAUCCCG